Hepatospora eriocheir is the source of this 573-nucleotide messenger RNA. Lineage: Eukaryota; Fungi; Microsporidia; Hepatosporidae. The record is from the annotation of a GenBank genome assembly.
AUGAAUAGAGUGAAUGUAGAAAAAAUAUUAAGAAAGGUUGAAACAGAAAGUUGUGUUCUAAACAAUAUUAAGAGAGUUGUAGUAUUUAAAGCUAAAAAUGCCUAUUCCCUACUUAAAAAGUCUGGGUUUAAUGAGGAUGAAAUUAAAAAAGGAUUAGAGUGUUUACUUGAUGAGGGUAUCAUCUUUAAAGUUUCAGUAGAUGAUAAGAAUGCAAAGAUAGUGUUAAGUAAAGAUGUUACUAUUGAAGAUGAAUAUAUUUGGGAAAAAGAGAAUUAUUCAAUUGUUUAUUUAAUACUGACUUUAAUAAGUUUAGUGUGUGUAUCUUUAAUGAUAUUUACAAUUUACUUUCCUAAUUGGUACAAAUAUACACUUUAUUAUAUGAAGUAUCCUUUGUUAGGAUUUUUAGGGUUUUUAUUAGUAGCAGGUGUUGUGAGAUGGAUUGUAUUUUUAAUUACACUUGUUUUAUAUGAAUCACAGCUUUGGAUUUGGCCAAAUCUUUUCGCUGACUGUGGAUUUAUAGAAAGUUUUAUUCCUCUCUAUGAGUGGGUAGGACCGGAAACUAAGAAUGAAUAA